AUGAAAAAUAAACUGUGGGAAAAAGGAGUUAAAUUUUCUUUUGGUGUUUUGGGAAUAAUUUAUUUUCUUUAUUUAAAAAGAUUUGUUAUCCAAGAAUGGGGAAUUUAUCAAGCGAAAAAAAAAGAAAGAGAUAUUAACACAAACAAAAUUCAAAUUACUGAAAGUGAUAAAAAUGUGAGAGAAAUUUUAGAAGAAGAAAAAAAAAAUAAAAAAUAUAAAAAGGAAUUCAACUAUCAUAAAGACAAAUAA
This is a messenger RNA of Plasmodium relictum, 249 nucleotides long. Its product is annotated as conserved Plasmodium protein, unknown function. The transcript has 2 exons. NCBI's taxonomy places the organism in Eukaryota, Apicomplexa, Aconoidasida, Haemosporida, Plasmodiidae. The coding region runs from base 1 to 249 and encodes 82 amino acids. The record is from RefSeq and is a predicted model, not a curated record.